This is a messenger RNA of Daldinia caldariorum, 1083 nucleotides long. RefSeq lists its product as uncharacterized. NCBI's taxonomy places the organism in Eukaryota, Fungi, Ascomycota, Sordariomycetes, Xylariales, Hypoxylaceae. The coding region runs from base 1 to 1083 and encodes 360 amino acids. The record is from RefSeq and is a predicted model, not a curated record. The transcript has 2 exons.
AUGGCAGAUUCACUCGAUGGCAAAGCUCAGACAAAAAAGAUGAAAGCCUUAAAUCAACGUGACACAGAGGAUGAACUACCUUUUAUUGAUCUAUUUGACCUUGCCAAACCUGAAUACCGUCUUGACCGAGUCCAAGGUCCAGAACCCUUUCCCAGACCGGUACCAUCUUCUCGAUCUUCUAGCGAUCCAAGUUUAUCUCAGCAUCCCUACUCAAGAAAGCGUGACAUUUCACCAGUUGCUACCUCAAAGGGUCCCCGAAAGAAGUCGCGAGUCUCGAAAGGUCAUCAGUCAAUAUCCACUAUGGAUUCAUCUUCAGAUCUUCCCGGUCAACCCACUCCGCCUUCCCAAGGCGAAGCAGUAUGCCAACCAUCUUCGAAUCUUACCGAAGAAUCACACUUCCAGCCUCAGGAAAGUAAGUACACGAAUCUUCGCUUCGAAUUAGACAUGCCUAUCCGAUCAAUCAAGCCCAACGACAACGUGGAGGGACGAAGCGAGCAAAGCACAUCCACAUCGCAUUCCCCCCUGCAGCUUUCCAAGAAAGAAUUCGCAGCACUCCCGGACGACUUCAAGAAACUCUACGCCGAGACGCACAAAACGGACGCCAACAGCAAGAAGCGCGAGAAAGAGAAAAACGCCGAGAAGAAGAACGCCAAGAAGAAGAAGAUCACCCAAAAGGGGAAUGUCGCUGAGAAGGAGAGCGUCGAGCAAGAGAAGGAAGCUGGCCAGCUGCUCUGGCCCGGCGACACCUCCGCGUACCCGGCCGAGUCCUUCGUGUUCCAAAACCCCGCUGGCAGCCAUCUGCGCGCCCAGGCCGUGCACAUCGGCCUCACAAAGACUUAUCCCCUGACGGCGCGCAUCAGCGUCUUCGCCGUGCGACAGGAAGGCAGCGCGGAUAUCGAGUUCCGAAUUGCCCGAGACGGCUCGACCCCGGCGGAGAUCCGCCAGGGUCCCCCGAUCAAGUACGACCAUAUCCGCCAUAACGACUUCUUCGCGGGCAUGAAGCAGGCCCAAGCCGAACUCUGGGCCAGACAGCUUCUAGCUCAGGUCCCGGGCAUCAACGACGCUAUCGUCAAGUGGAAAUGA